AUGGCCGGUCGUGGUAGAGGUAGGGGACGGGGAUUGGUGCUUAAUUCUGAGAUUUUAAACCAUAUUUCUGGAGGAGCAGGUGAAACAGCUGCGAACAAGAAGGACUUUCGAGGCAGGAACAAUUCUGUAUCUGAUAUAGAAGAAGUUGUAGCCAAUUUAUCAUUAGAUAUUGAUGAAAAACAGCUCAAAGAUCUCACUAGAAUAUCAGAAGAGAUAUGUAAGAGUGGUGAAGAUAUCGCUCGUUUAGCUAAAAUUAUUUAUGAGAAAUGUUUGAAAGAUAGAGAGCUGGCAGAAUCUGGAUCAUUUGUUGCUCAAAAAAUGUCCAAUUUAGAAGCUGAUGGCGUUAAAUUUAGAUCCAGUUUAUUGGGUCUUGUCCAAGCUGAUUUUAAAGUGAAAAAUGAGAUAAGGGCUGAAUCUACUAGUCGAUUUCUAGGAUUUUUUACAUUUUUAUGUCAGAUAUUCUGCAAUGUGAGAUUGGGUAAUAGGGAACCAAUAAAGCCUUUAAUAGGACCAAUAUUAGAGACUUGUGAGUUAGUUCUAGAUACAGAAAAUGAGAAAUGUGAUGAUGAUGAAUUUGAGUGCAUUUCGUUACAGUUGCAAUCAGUUGGUAAAUUAAUAGAAUCCAUUGAACCAGAUAAAAUGACAGAUUUUCUUGAUCUAGUCAGAAGGAAAAUUGUCAUGGAAAAAACUCCACCAAGAGUCAGGUGUACCUUAUUGGAACUUAUAGAAUGUUAUGGUAGAAAGUGGGAGCCUGCUUCAAAUGAAGUUACACGAUGUUACUGUGAUAUUAUGGUCGAGACAUUGGCUGGAUUAGUGGUGUGA
Lottia gigantea (owl limpet) is the source of this 822-nucleotide messenger RNA. RefSeq lists its product as hypothetical. Bases 1 to 822 code for a protein of 273 amino acids. Gene Ontology annotation, molecular function: translation activator activity; protein binding; RNA binding. Gene Ontology annotation, cellular component: cytosol. The record is from RefSeq and is a predicted model, not a curated record. Lineage: Eukaryota; Metazoa; Mollusca; Gastropoda; Lottiidae. Gene Ontology annotation, biological process: regulation of translational initiation. The transcript has 5 exons.